UCCAAUCAUUUUGAGAACAGAUAUGUAUUGUACUAGUGUCGGGGAAAUAUUCGUUUGUGGAUAUAUCUACUUCGAUUUCGGGAUGAUUUAGUGUUUAGAGACUGGGCAUUACACUGAUAAGGGCGGACACCUGUUAACUGUUAUUAACCGGACUAUUUACACUGUUACAAUAUGGAUAGAAAACCACCCAGACCACGGACGCUAGCUCUCACGCCCCAAUCUGGUAAAAAACAAGUAAAAGUUUCUCGACAAAGAAAGACUGCCUCAUGGGUGUCCAAGAACGACAAACAGCAUGACCUUCGCUAUCUCGCUAAUGACAUCAAGAGUAUUAUACAAGGAAUAACAUUCGAGAAGUCAACCGAGCCGACCUCUGGAGCUACCGACGGCUUCAUGCGACGCGCGGCGUAUAUUGGUGUCCGGCGGAGUUCAACUUCGGACGAAAGUCGGCGACUGUCGUCUAGGCGAAGUGAUGUCGUUUCGUCCUUUUACCGUGAACGACAAGAGCGUGAUCAGCUCACACGCGAGUCCAUGCAUAUCGCACGACGAGCCGCGCUCCAGGACGUAUACAACGAGGAGCGCGGAGAAUUGGCCAAGGGUUCGAGUCUGAAGCGGAUAUCGUGUCCCUGGGAUAUGUAUUAUGAUAAAGACCGCGACGAAAGUCGUUCUUUACAGAUGAUGGCCAAAGAACUUCGUCAUGUACAAGAUGUACGCGAAAAGGAAGUGCGCGACCUUCUCACACUGAAUACUAAACUACAGGACGACCUGUUUGAGUCUGACCAGGAGGUAUGUGCCUUGCAGGAAACGAACGCUGGACUGGAAGGUCGUCUGGAUGACAUGCUUCAGGUGUACGAACGUAUUAAAGGCAACCUCAAGCGCUGUCUGACAAAGGUCAAGGACUUGGAGAAACUCGGAAAGCUUUCUGGCAACUACAGCGAUGAUGAGGUCAUACUAAGAAAUGGCAAGGGAGAUAAAUCGGAGGUGUCCAGCGUAUCGUCGGGAUUUAACACCCUGUCUGAGUCUGAAAAUGUAUCCCUGGGACCGGGAUACGAAGGUGACGGAGAGGGGUCAAUCUGUGCUGAUAUCAGUCGUCAACUUGACGACGCAAUCAAUGGGGCAUCACCUCUCCCUGGAUUACCACUGGCUACACCUGCAAAACAGACGGACCGUCCUUCUGCACCUCCGGGUACACCUCGCUCAGCUACGCCCUCUAGUGACAUUGCACUGCUGCAGUCCGCGGACAAACAGUUUAUAGGAAGACUCCAAGCUGAUGUCAACUCAUUGUCUGAAAUUAACAACGAACAAUCAAAAGAAAUUGAGAGGUUGCGGUCGGACCUGAUGACAUGCCGAAAACACAUGAUGACGUCACAAUUUCAGUUAGAGGCUGUGGAGAUAGAAUGUGGACGUCUGUUAUCGAUGGAAGACCAACUCAUCUCCGUCAUAACCCUGCUGAAGCGGGCUAGGGAGCAGCACGUUCAUCGCCAAUUGUUAGGGGAUAUUAUGAUGGGAGCUAUCGCAGCGGCUGUGGCUCUAGAGGAUGAUGUAUCGCCGGGAUUGUGCGCCGAGUCUUUCUUACGAGAAUUACAGGAACAGUUGUCUCUUCAUCCCGUCCUCAUGUCUGUGGAACUCUUAGAGGGCGCUGUUGCAUCACGUGUCACGCUCUCAAACGUAGAAAAAGUCUCCCGACAAAACAAGAGCUUGUUGGAGGAUCUCAAGUUCAUCGAUGACGAAGAUGGUGGACAACUGAGUGACAAUGAUUCUUUUCACAGCCUUGGCAAACACCUUAACGACCCAGAAGAUAAAGCACAUAAUGAUUCGGCAUGAUUCAACGUCAGCGGCCAUGAUGAUGACGUUUUAUAUAAUUUCAAUGCAAUAUAUUUAACCCGUUACCUCAGUAACAAUGGCAGUCUAUUUAUAUAUAUAUUACAUACUCAUUCCUUUUU
Ylistrum balloti is the source of this 1940-nucleotide messenger RNA. RefSeq lists its product as uncharacterized. The transcript is spliced from 6 exons. The record is from RefSeq and is a predicted model, not a curated record. NCBI's taxonomy places the organism in Eukaryota, Metazoa, Mollusca, Bivalvia, Pectinida, Pectinidae. Bases 172 to 1821 code for a protein of 549 amino acids.